Messenger RNA from Lichtheimia ornata, 999 nucleotides. Its product is annotated as succinyl-CoA ligase [ADP/GDP-forming] subunit alpha, mitochondrial. NCBI's taxonomy places the organism in Eukaryota, Fungi, Mucoromycota, Mucoromycetes, Mucorales, Lichtheimiaceae. The transcript is spliced from 6 exons. Gene Ontology annotation, biological process: tricarboxylic acid cycle. Gene Ontology annotation, molecular function: succinate-CoA ligase (ADP-forming) activity; succinate-CoA ligase (GDP-forming) activity. Bases 1 to 999 code for a protein of 332 amino acids. Gene Ontology annotation, cellular component: mitochondrion; succinate-CoA ligase complex (ADP-forming). The record is from RefSeq and is a predicted model, not a curated record.
AUGCUCUUCAAAUCUGCUUCCACCAUUGCACGCCAUGCUGCUGUUGCCGCCCGACGUUCUUUUGCCAGCCAAGCAGGUGGUUACGAGUCCACAGCUAAGAACCUUAUGAUCAACAAGGACACCAAAGUGAUUUGCCAGGGCUUUACCGGCAAGCAGGGUACUUUCCACUCUGAGCAAGCCAUUGAAUAUGGUACCAAGAUGGUUGGUGGUGUCUCACCCAAGAAGGCUGGUCAAACUCAUUUAGGCCUUCCUGUCUUUGGUUCAGUGCGAGAGGCUGUUCAAGAGACCAAGCCCGAUGCCAGUGUCAUUUAUGUACCUCCACCUGGUGCUGCUGCUGCUAUUCUUGAAGCUAUUGAAAAUGAAGUUCCUUUGGUAGUCGCUAUCACUGAAGGCAUUCCUCAACAUGACAUGGUUCGUGUCAAGCAAGCUUUGAUGACUCAAAACAAGACUCGUCUCGUGGGUCCCAAUUGUCCUGGUAUCAUUGCCCCUGAACAAUGCAAGAUCGGUAUCAUGCCUGGUCACAUUCACAAACGCGGCAAGGUCGGCAUUGUCUCACGCUCUGGUACUUUGACUUAUGAAGCUGUCAACCAAACCACUCAAGCUGGUCUUGGCCAAACCCUUUGCGUGGGCAUUGGUGGUGAUCCCCUCAAUGGUACCAACUUUAUUGACUGCUUGAAGAUCUUUUUGGAAGAUGAUAAGACUGAAGGCAUUGUCAUGAUUGGUGAGAUUGGUGGUACUGCUGAGGAAGAAGCUGCUGCCUUUUUACAAGAAUACAACUUGUCUCGUGAGAACCCCAAGCCAGUUGUAUCAUUCAUUGCUGGAUUGACUGCUCCACCUGGUCGUCGUAUGGGCCAUGCGGGUGCCAUUAUUUCUGGCGGUAAGGGUGGUGCUCAAGACAAGAUUGCUGCUCUUGAGAAGGCUGGUGUCAUUGUCACUCCCUCCCCUGCUAAGCUUGGUUCAAAGUUGAAGGAGGCUAUGUCUGCUGCUGGUUUGGUGUAA